UCUCGUGUCAAGCAGUUUUUAAUCUAGAUAUCUUUUUAAUAAUACAAAAUUUUCGAUACAAAAAUAUCGUUCAAGAAACCAUCAAAAAAUUCGGCAAAACCAAUAUAAAAGGUAAACAAAGUAUAUUCUCAACUUCAAUAAAAAAAGGGGAAAUAUGUCCCAACUAGCGAACGGUCUAGUGGAACGUGUAAUAGAAAUAACAGGAACAACUGAGGCUGAGGCAAAACAUUUAUUGGCAGCUUGUAACAAUGAUGCAGAAUCUGCAGUGGCAUUAUUUUUCGAAGGAGGCGGCGGUAACGGUGAAAAUGUUGAAGCGAUAAGUAACAAUAGUGUGUCAGAGUCGGCACCAAGUUUGCCUGUUUUGAGUGAGGCAGUGCGUGCACCUAUAGCUCCUAUACGGGAGCAAUUGAUUGGGCCAGAAGACGAUAACUUUUAUACGGCUGCACCUCCGACUGCCAGCAGCACGGGCCAUCGUUCAGUUAGAGAUAAGCCUCGAGUUAAGGUAUGCCCAUUAAGAGAUUUCGCUCGUGAAGGCGCUUUAAUGGAGGAGCAACUUCAAGCAGAUAGCGAUUAUUUGGCCAUGGAGGGUCUUUAUGAAACGACGGCCACGCCUAGUCGCCCCGUCCGACGAGAACGUGUUGCUAUGGUAACUGCACUUCAAAGACAUGAACCCAAGCGCAAGCGUUUGGAAGAUUUGUUUCGUCCCCCCACAGAUAUAGCAUUUGCUGGACCAUUCCAAGCGGCUCGUUCACGUGCCGAGGCAUUAAAACAAUGGUUACUGGUUAAUGUUCAAAGUGAUAGUUUCGAAUCCCAAUUAUUAAAUCGUGAUGUGUGGAAUGACAAAUUAUUGCGGGACCUAAUGAAACGUCAAUUUCUAUUGUGGCAAGUUGAUUCUGAAUCUUCCGAAGGACGCCGUUUUGUAACAUUUUAUCAUUGCCCUAAACUUCCCUAUUUGUGUGUUAUUGAUCCGCGUACGGGCGAGGAAAUGUGGAAGAGCGUCAAUCCAAAGCAGGAAAAUGUAUUAGUAGAUCUUCAGCAUUUUCUAAAGGAGCACAAAGACUUUAGUCAUGAGUUGACAUCAGUCGAUGAAUCGGGGCCCUCUACAUCAAAUAGACGUACUAAUGCUACCAUAUCUUUAGACAGCGAUGAAGAGUUUACUCAUAAAAGCCAUUAUGAUGAAGAUAGUAAUGUUAAGAAACGUAGUAAAUUAAUGGAGCUUACCGAAGAAGAGCAAAUAGCUCUAGCUAUACGUAACUCCAUGCGUGAAAAUGGUAUUAAUGGUGAUGGUAAUACAGCUACUCAAAGAGAAAAAUCUGAUAAUCGAGAAGAAGAACUUGAAAAUUAUUGUGGCAGUGUUGAAGAAUUUAAAGAGGAUGAUACAAAAAGUGUGUGUGAAAGUAUGUCAUAUGAGCAACAAUUGGGAAAAUCUAGUGACGAGCUCACCAUGUUAAAGUUAAGACUUCUAAAUGCUACCGGUAGCGAUGAAGUUGUUCAAUUGCGUUGGCCAUCUGAUACAUUGGUUAAAGUAUUACGUAGCUACAUACAGCAAGUUCAUCCUCACAUACCGAAAACUGGUUAUAAAUUAAUAUGUGCAUUUCCACGUAAAACUCUGGAGAAGACUCAUGAUGACUGCUCUCUGAAAGAGAUUGGCUUGCAUCCUUCUGCAAAUCUGCAUAUAACUUUGGAUGAUUGAGGAGAAAUUCGCCAAACCUACUUAUAUUGCAAAACGAAUAAUGUUCCAGCUUCUCUCCUCCGGUAUUAGUUUUGUGUGAAUCUCUUUUUGUAUUGCAUCACUCUAUGAUCAUAUUGAUUUUUGAAAGUAUGGUUUUCAAAUGUUUUUCUUUUUGCGUUUUUUUAAGUCCAUAUUUGAAAAACAAAUUAAAAAGA
Molecule: messenger RNA, 1887 nt
Organism: Glossina fuscipes
Lineage: Eukaryota; Metazoa; Arthropoda; Insecta; Diptera; Glossinidae
Product: UBX domain-containing protein 7
Exons: 2
Coding region: 155-1693 (512 amino acids)
Biological process (GO): proteasome-mediated ubiquitin-dependent protein catabolic process
Cellular component (GO): nucleus
Molecular function (GO): ubiquitin binding
Source: RefSeq, a predicted model, not a curated record